Pelodiscus sinensis (Chinese soft-shelled turtle) is the source of this 1974-nucleotide messenger RNA. RefSeq names its product lymphatic vessel endothelial hyaluronan receptor 1 (gene LYVE1). The record is from RefSeq and is a predicted model, not a curated record. NCBI's taxonomy places the organism in Eukaryota, Metazoa, Chordata, Testudines, Trionychidae. Gene Ontology annotation, molecular function: hyaluronic acid binding; transmembrane signaling receptor activity. Gene Ontology annotation, biological process: cell adhesion. Gene Ontology annotation, cellular component: plasma membrane.
ACGUCAUGUAUUUCCAGUUUGUGCCCUUGAUGAGUAGAUUUCUUUUUAGUUGAGCAACAAAUAUUUGCUGACAUUCUUUCAGUGAAUCAGUACAGUGGCAUCUAAGUAGCUGUCAAGAAAGUCAUCACAAAGCCCACAACAGGGACUGUCAAUACACAACUAUCUUUAAUCUAGGAAACAACCCAGCCUCGGUUUUUUCAUUUGUUAUUUGUGUUAUUGAUAAUGGGAACUUAUUCUGGUUUUACCCUGGUUUUGUUGUCAAUCUGGAUAAUGAAAUUCAUAGUGCAAGGCUCUUUCGAUGUGAAAGACCUGACCAUUCAGGAAUGCAGAUUUGCAGGCAUAACCCUAAUAUCUCAUCCAAAAAAACUGAAUUUCUCAGAAGCAGAAAGUGCAUGUAGACAGCUGGGGUUACAGCUGGCAAGCAAAUCCCAGGUUGAGAAGGCCUGGACCAAUGGCUUUGAAACAUGCAGCUUUGGAUGGGUGGCUGAUAAGUGGUUUGUCAUUCCUCGUGUAAACCCAAAUCCAAAAUGUGGUAAGAACAAAACUGGAGUGGUAGAUUGGAAAGUCAAUCUCAGCAACAAGAAUAAUGGUUACUGCUUCAAUUCUUCAGAUAUUUGGAUUAAUUCAUGCAUACCAGAAACAAAUACAACCUUGUUACCUUCAACACCUUCAGAAAUAAAUGCAUCUACAACAGCUUCAUCUCAGGGCAGCACUGAGAUACCUAAUGCUACUGAGUCACCAAAAACCAAAAUACCGCUGAAGAACUUCCGCUUGAAAUGUGUAACAGAAACCAUUUUACCAACCAUACAGACUACUGUGGAAAGUCAAGAGGAGCUGACACUGCUUAAUGGAAACCAAGCUGCCUUUAGAAAUGAUAGUGUUGAAUUUGGAGAAAUACCGAUUGCUCUCCUUGUACUGGCACUCAUCUUCUUUAUAGCAUCUGCUGUUCUUGCAGUCUGCUAUAUCAAAAAGUACAAGAAAACCUUCCCACUCUCAAACAAGCAGCAAAGAGAAAUGACUGAGCCCAAAGUCAUCAAAGAAGCUAAAUCAUGUGACAAAGCUCCUGAGAAAGAACCAAGGAAUAAUGGGAAAAAAGCAGAAGAGCCUCAAGCCAAGCCUGAGGCCACAGUAAAAUGUAUGGAAGCAGAAGUCUGAAGCUAAAUACAACAGCAAGUUUGAUGGAUUUAAGAUGAAAAAUGCAGAAUUGGGAAAACAUUUAAAAAUGGUUUUAGUUUCCCCACCUUAAAAGGGGGCUAAUGAUACCUAACUCUCUUCGUAAAGUGCUUUAUGAUCUACCGAUGAAAACACUAUAUAAGAGCUAGGUAUUAUUAUAAUACUGUAAAUACUGUCAAGGUGAAUCGAUAUAUUUUAGUUCAAAUGUUUGUACAAUCAUAAUUCUAUGACUAUUCAUUAUACUUCUUCUUGGAUAUAAAAUUUUGUUUUGCCAAAAUGUGGUAGCUUAUUCAUAUCAAUAUUAAAAGAUCUUCCAUUUCACAAUUCAAUAUUUUCGAUCUUAAGAAGUAAUUAAGUCUAAGACUAUCUUGUUGAUUGAGAUACAGUGAACAAUUAUUUGCAUCAAAUUCAGAUCAACACAUCAAAAAUAAAAUGCAUGAUUCUUUCUAUCCUGGAGAUUGUCCAUUAAUGUAACAGCCUCCACAAUUCAUAUCUGGUCCUGCAACCCAUACUCGUGUGAACAAUUUGUAUUUAAGCAAGUAGUCCUGCUGAGUGUAAAAGGGCUGUAGGCAUGAGUGGAGAUCACUCAGGUAAGGGUUACAAACUGUAAGGUCCCAAAAAAGGGUACUUUUAGAUUUCCUAUAAAGCGACAUAAGGUAUUUAUACUGAGUGUAAUGUAAUCAAUAAUGAAGUAUUUUGAGAAUAUCACUGUUUCUUAAUUUACAAUUUUAUUUUUUAAAAUCAAGACUGCAUCCUUCUUCAGAUAACUGACAGACCACAAUUAAAACUAUCACAAUCUGU